AUGACGGCUGGAGCUGACGAGCUGUUCACUCUGGACGUGGGAGUUGUCUUGCCGCUGUGGACCGUCGAGGGCCCUGGUGCGGGGACCGUCGAGGGCCCUGGUGCGGGGACCGUCGAGGGCCCGGGUGAGGGGACCGUGAUGCGCUGCGCCGGGCAGUGCGCCGCCAGUGACAUCAACAGGAUGUUUAAAGAGGAUGACGGCGACUCAUCAGAGGAUGAAGGUGACUCAUCAGAAGAUGAAGGAGAUUCAUCAGAGGAUGAAUGCGAUUCAUCAGAGGAUGAAUGCGACUUACUCUUGGACUUCCUGAUGGAGUCUGAAGGCGCACGCAGCGUGAGGCGGUCGUUGGGUUCCGAGUUGCUGGCGCCCGAGGCUGUGGCUGAACUCCUGCACGAGGUUGACAACUUCAACAAACUACAGCAUUCACAACCUGUCGAGAUGCGGGUUAAGGCCCAAAUGCUGUUCAAGCCGAACCCCCUGCAAGGCAGCGCCCCUGUAAACGGUCCCGUGGAGACCAAAGUGUGGGACCGCGUCAUCCACGUCAGGGACGGUCACGUGGUCCCUCUAGGGGCACGCGGCACCGUCAUAGGCCUGCAGCCAGCACCCCAGCCCUCCGACUUCCUUUACGACGUGGCUUUCGACGAAGCCUUCGCCGGGGGCUUGACACUAGCGGGCCCAGCGUCCGCCCACCGCUGCUACAGACUCCGCUGGUCUGCCUUCGUCAACCUCUCCACCGAACCUCCCCACCCGGAAGAGGCCAGACCACCGGUGCACAAGGCUCGACGGGGGAAUGUGGAGCCUGAUCCGGCAGUGCAGUGGGGCCAGCCUAAUGCAGGAGGGACUGUCCCUCACAGCUACUACUCCAGCCAUGGGGAAGACGUCUUGUGUGAAUGGAGGCGGGGGAGUGGCGACCGUGGGGAAGACGUCUCGGGUAAAUGGCGACAGAGGAGGGGCGACCGUGGGGAAAACGGCUUGGGUGAACGGAGACGGGGGACUGGCGGCCGUGGUGAAGACGGCUUGGCUAAAUGGCGACAGAGGAGCGGCGGCCGUGGGGAAGACGGCUUGGGUGAACGGAGAUCGUGGAAUAGCAGCCGUGGGGAUGACGUCUCGGGUGAAUGGCGACAAAGGAGUGGCGACCAUGAGGAAAACGGCUUGGGUGAACGGAGACGGGGGACUGGCGUCUGUGGUGUAGACGGCUUGGGUGAAUGGAUACGGGGGACUGGCGGCCGUGGUGAAGACGGCUUGGGUGGAUGGCGACAGAGGAGUGGCGGCCGUGGGGAAGACGGCUUGGGUGAAUGGAGACGGGGCACUGGGGGCCGUGGUGAAGACGGCUUGGGUGAAUGGAGACGGGGGAAUAGCGGUCGUGAGGAAAAUGUCUUGGGUGAACGGCGACAGUUUAAUAGCAGCCGUGGUGAAGAAAACUUGGGUGAACGGAGACGGAGGAGUGGCGGACGCGGUGAAGACGUCUUGGGUGAACGGAGACAAACGAAAAGCACUCGUACGGAUUGUAACGACUGGAGAAAGUCUGGUGUUAUAACCGGCAGUAAUGAAAAUUACGUCACAAACGACAACCGGCGUAACAAACAUGACGGCAACGGCGAUACAAACAUUUCGGCAACGGUGCUACAAACGACAGCUGGUGCCACAAACAUGACGGCAACAGCGCCACAAACAUGACGGCAACAGCGCCACAAACAUGACGGAAACCGGGGCCACGAUAAUGAUAAUAACUGCGCCACAAAGAAAAAAAAUUAACGAAAAAAUU
Molecule: messenger RNA, 1762 nt
Organism: Hyalella azteca
Lineage: Eukaryota; Metazoa; Arthropoda; Malacostraca; Amphipoda; Hyalellidae
Exons: 5
Coding region: 1-1674 (557 amino acids)
Source: RefSeq, a predicted model, not a curated record